Aspergillus candidus is the source of this 2553-nucleotide messenger RNA. RefSeq names its product putative C6 transcription factor. NCBI's taxonomy places the organism in Eukaryota, Fungi, Ascomycota, Eurotiomycetes, Eurotiales, Aspergillaceae. Gene Ontology annotation, biological process: regulation of DNA-templated transcription; DNA-templated transcription. The record is from RefSeq and is a predicted model, not a curated record. Gene Ontology annotation, molecular function: DNA binding; DNA-binding transcription factor activity, RNA polymerase II-specific; zinc ion binding. The transcript has 4 exons. The coding region runs from base 1 to 2553 and encodes 850 amino acids.
AUGAAUCUUCCAUCGCGUCUCAGCACCUUGGCCCCCGCCCCAGCGCAAUCGAAGAUAGCCCCGCGAGGCAAUAACGCCGAGAAAAAACCUUCUCUCGCGGGCAAUGCGAAGGUCGCUAUACCCCGGCAGAACGCUGCCACCCCCCGGUACAGUCGGCGUGUACCGUUGGCGUGCGUAUCGUGUCGUCAAAGGAAGACGAAGUGUAGUGGCGAUACCCCCGUUUGUCGACAGUGCAAGGAGUUGAGGAUUGGUUGUCAGUAUCCUGUUUCCUGGCGGGAAAGGACUAAAGGGCAGAUCAACAACCUUGCCUCUCAGGCUACGGAUUAUGAAAAUUUGUUGAAGGAUAUUGGCACUUUUGUGGACGGUCGAACUGCUGAGCGUAUCAAAGGGAUGUUGGACAAGUACUCUGCCACUACUGGAAGCCCAUCAGGUAGUUCCCAGUGUCAGUCCGUUACGCCGCAGGAUGAAGACAACGAUGAUGUCGAGAGUUUACCCUCGUCGAUCGGUUCCUUGGAAGCCAUCGAUCGCGUGGAAGAGGAUAUCAAUCGAAACCCAGAUUCGAGAGCCACGGGCUAUAUGGGGAAGAACUCCGAAGUCACUUGGUUACAGAGGCUUCGGAAAGAGACGGAGCAACGCUCUCAGAACCUGCCUGGGACCUACGAGGGUCCGCACGAGGGGGAAUUUUCCAUCCAUGCCCUGAAUUACCACCUCGACGACUUGGACGUCUCUGUCCCCGGUCCGGUGCAGGUUUACAAGAUGCCACCGCACCAGGUGGCCGACAAGCUCUUCGAGGACUAUCUCACCACCGUCCACCCGUUCUUUCCCAUCAUCAGUCGCACGCUGUUUGCCUCCCAGUACAAGACCUUCUUUGACUCGGCCGCUCGUCCCGGAGACAAGUGGCUGGCCAUCUUGAAUCUGAUCUUUGCCAUCUCUGCGCGACACGCCCACUUGAUCCAGGCUCCGUGGCGCGGUGAGCCGGACGACCAUCUGGUCUAUCUGACCCGUGCGCGGAUCUUGAGUAUGAACGGGGAUGUGCUCUUUAGCCAUCCGGACCUGCAACAGGUCCAAGUUGAGGGCUUGCUUGCAUAUUACUUACUAGCGACGGAUCAGAUUAACCGGGCUUGGAGAAUCGAAGCACUGGCUGUGCGGUCUGCGAUCACUCUCGGACUCAACAUGAAGAACACUAGUGAGCAAACGUCAAGCAUCUCUAAAGAAGCACGCUACCGGGUGUGGUGGUCUCUUUACACCUUUGAGCACAUGCUCGGCAUCAUGACUGGCCGCGCCUCAUGUAUCCAGGACGGCAUCUGCACGACCCCCUAUCCUCUACCGUUCGAAGAGGAACGGCUCGCGGAGCCGCCGGCGACGAAAGUCCUCACCGACGGGGACGCACGAGCAGACUUGAUCGACAACGCGGUGUCAAGUGCUCAUGUCCGGCACGUCCCGCUCAAUCCCCGAGGCGGCAAAGAUGCCAAACACACGGAUAAGGAGCGCGAUACCUCGUGGCUGAGAAAUCUCCCGCCAUGCAACGCCAUGGGUUUCAUGUACUACGUCGACCUCUCGGUCAUUGUGCAGGAGAUCGUCAACCGUGUCUAUUCCCUGGACUGCGCCGUGACCCCGUGGGCACACAUUGAAAAUCGAAUGGGUGAGCUGCGAUCGCGCAUCGAUCUGUGGCAUUCGAACCUCCCAGAAGCGUACGACUUCGCUCGCAGGGACGAACACCGGGUCGAUCUCCUCCGCAGCAAGCUCUUCCUCGGCUUCCACUACUAUAGCGCCCGGAUCACCCUAGGUCGUCCAUGUCUAUGUCGCCGAGACGCGCACCACGCGGGGUCCCCCGACAAGCCACCGUCAUUCAGCCAUGAGAUGGCGGUAACUACAUUAACCGCAGCACGCAUGAUGCUCGAUCUAAUCCCCGACACGCCCGACCCCCUUCGUCUAUACCAGAUCUCCCCAUGGUGGUGCAUCCUGCAUUACCUCAUGCAAGCUGCAACCGUUCUCCUCCUCGAGUUGUCCUUCGCGUGCAUCCACAUGCCCGACCACGAAAACACCUUCCUGCUCCUGAGCAAGAAGGCCAUCCGCUGGCUGUUCGCCAUGGCCGAUUACGGCCUCGCCUCUCGUCGCGCCUGGGAGCUCUGCGAUAGUAACUUCCGCCGCAUCGCCCAGGGUAUGAACUACGAUGUCAGCGACCUUCCAACAUCGCAUUACGCUUUUACUUCGGGCGAUAUACCGACCGACUCGUUGAACUCGGGCCAGACGAGCGGAUUUGGCCCCGCGCCCCUGCUUUAUGAUUUCAUUCAGCAACAGCAGCAGCAGCAACAGCAACAGCAACAGCAACAGCAUAAUCAACAACUCCCGCAGGACAGUUUCCCUGCCACUACCGACCAGAUCCGCCCUCCGUAUACUGGUGCUCCCACCGCAGACGGAAUGCCCUCAAGUCUGCCUAUCUCUCCUGGUAAUGAUGCCUACUUCCCGUAUGAUCCCAUCUGCGGCGAGUUUAUCAGGUCGUUCUUCCCUGCGUCGCAGGAUGAGGAUUAUUGGAGUCAUCCGCAGGGUUGA